AACGGGAUAAAAAGAAGCGGAAAGAGGAAAACAAAACCAAAACGCCCGUCCAAGAGAAACCCCAAGAAGCCAAAACUGAGGCUAAAACCGAGGAGGUGGCAGAGAAGAAGCGGGAGAAACCCAAAUCCCUGCGGACCACCGCUCCCAGCCAUGCCAAAUUCCGUUCCACCGGGCUGGAAACGGAGACGCCUUCGUUAGCGCCCGUGAAGAAAAUGAACUCGUCUUCGACCGCUGAUAAAUACAACCUGAAACCAAUGCCCAUAAAGAGGCAAAACAUUUCCUCCCUUCCCGGUGAUGUUCCUCCUGCCGAGAAGAAAUACAAACCCCUGAACACGGCACCCAACGCCACAAAGGAGAUCAAAGUCAAGAUCAUCCCGCCUCAACGUGAGUUUGGGGACGGGGACAUUUUGGGGUCCCUGUACUCCGCUCCCAUCCCCGGAAUUAAGAUUAAGAAGAAGAAAAAGGUUUUGUCCCCUACGGCGACCAAGCCCAGUCCCUUUGAGGGAAAACCAGCUCCCGAAACCAGUUCCGCCAAACCUUCCUCCCCGGAGCCCACUGCGGCGUCGGAGCCGAUGGAGACGGAUCGACCCGGUACGCCGGUACCGGCCGUGGAAGUGCCGGAACCGAUGGAGACGUGCUCGUCGGAGACGAGCGGUGACGCCAAAGCCACCGAAAGCCAGUCGGAAAGUGGCCAGCUCACCAAAAAAGGUCGGAAAAAGAAAACAGUGAGUUGGCCGGAGGAGAGCAAACUCCGCGAAUACUUCUACUUCGAAUUGGAUGAGACCGAACGAGUCAACGUCAACAAGAUCAAGGAUUUUGAGGAGGCGGCCAAGCGGGAGAUGCUGAAGGAUCGUCACGCCUUCGAGACGGCCCGGCGCCUCAGCCACGAUGCCAUGGAGGAGAAAGUGCCCUGGAUUUAUCCCAAACUCCUCGAUCUCCCCGCUCCCCUCGUCGUCCCGGGCAGUGGAAGCCGGGAACGUUUUACUCAGGCCGAGAGGGAGAAAGGGAUCUUGCAGGAAAUCUUUUUGUCCAAGGAGAG
Messenger RNA from Balearica regulorum gibbericeps (East African grey crowned-crane), 1039 nucleotides. Lineage: Eukaryota; Metazoa; Chordata; Aves; Gruiformes; Gruidae. The record is from RefSeq and is a predicted model, not a curated record.